AUGAGGCUUCUGUGCGUGCCUGCCUGCCUCUGUAGUUCCAGGGAGGCAGCAGGCGGCAGGGCACCAGCAGGAAGGGGGACCCGCGUCCCGCCGGCUGCCGGGGAGGAGGGGUGCGCCCGAGACGGGGAGGGGGCCCUGUGCUGUCUGAGAAGCUCGUCAAAGGGCCCCGUCCGGCCUUCAGCUGUGAGCAGAAAACUUAGGGAGAGGGCAAGCAGGAUCGAGGUGGAGAGACGCACGUUAGGAAAGGCAGUCCCAUCUCAGAGGAAAUCAACGGAGCCUGGUUUCUCGCUCCCAGAUCUCAAUCGGACCUCAGAGGCGGUGGGUGGGGAGUCCUCACCCCGUCAGAAGCGUCUCUUACAAUUGAUUCACAGGUCAUCAAUUACAGCUGAGGAGGUCGGGGUGCGUUCACAGGGCACUGAGGAGAGUCAGGCUGGGCUGGGGUCCGCACACUCACUCCGGGAUGCAGCGAGGUCAGUCACUGCGCAGCUCAGGCCACGCUCCUCGCUGGCCUUGGAGCAGGCGUGCUGCCACCAGCCCUGUUUCCUGGGCCCUUCCCGGGGUUGCUGA
This is a messenger RNA of Rangifer tarandus platyrhynchus (Svalbard reindeer), 567 nucleotides long. NCBI's taxonomy places the organism in Eukaryota, Metazoa, Chordata, Mammalia, Artiodactyla, Cervidae. The record is from the annotation of a GenBank genome assembly.